Messenger RNA from Peronospora matthiolae, 795 nucleotides. Lineage: Eukaryota; Oomycota; Peronosporomycetes; Peronosporales; Peronosporaceae. The record is from the annotation of a GenBank genome assembly.
AUGGACGAGGUGGCAUUUGUGGAAUCGCUGUUUUCACCCGAGAUGCGGUCGAGUAGCGGCCCGACGCCCUCAAGCGUCUACUCGUCACCCUUAUCGUCGUCGUGCGGUCGAGUCAAGACGCUCAACAGCACAGGCGGCAACAGCAACUUCAACCACAACAUCAACUCCCUUGUCCCUGCUCCCCCAAACUCGCUGCUGGGCGGCGGGAUCGCCCUUUCGCAGCUCCACGCGCCGUUUCAGCCACUCACGGCCGACGAUGCGCCUCUCUUCGUGCGGCUCCAUGACGACGACGUGUUCAGUCAGAUGCUCAACGAUCAGGACUUUCCCGACUUUGCAUCGGGGCUCAAGCGCGAGCACGACUCGAGCGGCAAGUUGCUCACUUGCAGCCCGACAACGUCGUUGCUUCUGGAGCCUCUCGAGUUGCCCCGACUACAGGGCGACGUACCGGUGAAAGACAGUGGUGUCUACUCUGACAUUAUGAGCUUCCAACAGUCGUCGUUUCGACCGAGACGGAGUGGGAUAUUACCGACGACUGCCGGGCCGAUGACUACUCCGAUCGGACAUGGCUACACUGUUGACACGUGUAAUGCGCAAUUGAUGGCAGGUGUGUCGUCGACUAUGAGUGCGCCCAUAGGUUUUGAUCCAACGAGUGGCGGUGGCACGUUUGUGAGUUACGCGCCACUGGCGGCACAUCCGUGGAUGCAGGAGGAAGUCUCGACGCCAAUGAGCGCACUGCCAGCGCCUGCACUUGAUGAAGACCGUGAUGGCACUGGCGACAGGGGGAGGGGAACGUGA